Molecule: messenger RNA, 6101 nt
Organism: Bemisia tabaci
Lineage: Eukaryota; Metazoa; Arthropoda; Insecta; Hemiptera; Aleyrodidae
Source: RefSeq, a predicted model, not a curated record
AUCAAGAAAGGACGUGUUUACAUUCUUACUCUGAUUCCUGGAUUCGCUCAAAUUCUAAAUUAAUUUUAAUUUUUGAAAGUUUAGCCCAACAUUUCCAACCAUUUUCGGUAAAGUAUCAGAAAUUCGAUCGAAUAAUCUAGCAGUUCUCAGCUUAUCUUUUCACCUCGUGCACAAUGUAAACUUGUAAACACAUGUUGAGGAUCCUACUCGCUUUCGGGUGUCUACAGAUCUAUUGAUCUCAGCCAACUUUUCUAUUUUUAUGAACUAAAAAAUUUCCGCCGGUGGUGAGUCUGCCCAGCUCGACUUCUAACAUUUUUUUUUUUUUGAUGUUGCCUAGCUUCAUGCCUCACAACUAGUAAAGAUCACAUGGUGCAAGACACCCUGAGCCCUUCUUCAUGUGUGCUACGGGAUAACCAUAGACUCAAGUUCAAAGGAGAAAAAAAUUAAUCGAUAGCGAAGAUAAAUACAUCAAGUAGAUAUGUCAAAUACCUCCUGUGAUAAUAUAGAUGAAACGCAAGUUCCUGCAAAGAAAUUAAAACAAGCUCGUCUGGUGUUCCAACCUCUUAAGCCACCCUCUGCCAAGAAGGACAACACAAGCAAUGCUCCCAAGCGGAAAUUCAAUGAGAUUGAUGAUGGCAUUGAAAUAUUGGAAGUCAUUGAUAAAGAUGAUUCUAAAGAGAAUAAGAAAGCUGUAGAGAAUGGAACCGCUGAACCACAAGAAACGGUUUUAAAGAAGAAAAAAAUCAGUGUUAGUGAUGAAGAAUUAAACAAGUCAAAGGACGAUAAAAUCGAGUCUGAUCUAAAAGAAAAGGAAAGUGUUAGCUCCGUUGUAGAAGAAAAUUCUGCGAAGGCUGCAACAGCGGAGGAGAAAGGAAAUGUCGCCCUGGUAGUAGAUUUGGAGGAAAAGGAUCGUGUUGAAGAGGAUACAAAAUAUGCCUGCAAAGAAGAAGAAAUGUUGGAUCAGAUUUCGAAAAAACUUAGUGCAAAGGGAGAAGCUGAUGUCAGUUUAUCUCCAAUGGCGGAUAAAACUGAUGGCUGUGAAUCUAAGAGUGGUGCAACUACAGAAGAUGAAAUGGAAGUUUCCUGUAUUGAUCUUGAAGAAAAAUCUUCGGAGUCCGCUAAAGAGCCUAGUGUGGUUGAUCCUCAAGAGGAAAGCAAUGAAGAAGACAAAAAGUCAAAAGAUGGAUCUGUCACAUCGGAAGUCUCAGAGAAUCAAUCAUUGAACGUGUCUACCUCAUCUGCCAAGGAAAUAUCCGUCACCUCUGUCAAAACUCCAACCAGUGAAAAGAAAACCCCUAAAUCUCGCAAACUCACACCAAAGCAGUUGGAAAAACAACAGGAGAGAGAAAAAUUACGACUUGAAAAGGAAAGGAAAAAAGCAGAGGAACUUGAGGCAAAACUCAAGCUGAAAAGGGAGAAGGAGGAAUUGAAACGGAAAGAACAAGAGGAGAAAGAAAAAAUAAGGAAGGAAAAAGAAGAAUUGAAGAGACGAGAGCAAGAAGAGAAAAAAAGGCAUGAAGAACAAAAGCGGAAGGACAAGGAAGAAAAAGAGAAGAAACGCCUCGCAGAAAUAGAGCUAAAAAAUGAAGAAAAACUGCGGAAAGAGGAGGAGAAACGAAAAGCAGAAGAAGAAAAAAAGAAGCAAGAAGAAUUGAAACAGAAGAAGGAAAACAAAGUGAAAGCAGCAUUUGCUAGUUUUUUUGUUAACAAGCCUAAAACUGAACAGUCAUCAAAAAUGGAAACAGAAUCAGAGGCAGCUCCUACCAAUCUUGCUUUCAUGCCAUUUCAGGAAAAGCCUUUCAUGAAACUAGCACCCACAACUCGGGUGACAUUGUCUGCUGAACGGCUUGCUUCUCUAGAAAGUGCUAUCACAAAUGCGUCUGAAUUGGACUUAAAAGAAUUGUACAUACAUCAGCUUAAAUCAUCCGAUUAUCAAAAGGGGACAUCUGGCAAAACAUGGCCAAGUAAUGAUGAUGAUGAUUCUAUUAUCGUUGAAGAUGAUGAUGAUGUUGAGGCUGAAACAGACAUUGUCAGCAAGCGAACCUUGAUGAGAGCCAAACUACUGCAAUUCCACGAGAACCAUCGACCACCGUACUAUGGCACUUGGAGGAAGAAAAGCAAAACAAUCAAACCACGCAACCCAUGUCAAAAGGAUGAUGUUCAUUUUGACUAUGAAGUAGACUCAGACGAUGAGUGGGAAGAAGGAGAAGGUGAAUCGCUCCGUGGAUCAGACGAUGAAAAAGAAAGUGAGGAUGAUUACGAGGUAGACAAUGAAACCUUCGUGCCUCACGGAUAUCUCAGUGAUGAAGAAGUUCAAGAAGAAGAAGAUGCUGAGGACAUGAAUCCAGAGGCACAGAAAUUGAAAUUGAAAUUAUUAGGCGAAGAAUUUGAAGCUGAAUUAUCUGAGAAAACAGAGCGGUUGAAGCCGAUCCUUGUCGGACCCAUGUGGAUCAACAAUAACGUUGAGGAUACUACCUGUGUUGACAGUAGAAUCGUGAAAUAUUUAAUGCCCCGUCGAGCUGUAUGGAAAGAAAAUGGAUCAAUCUCAACAACUGAGCCAUUUGGUGCUGAUGAAAACUCUCCAGAUAAAGAAAACAAUCCUACCUCCGGCAAAAACCGCAAAUUUACAGAUGAAGAAGUAAAAGGUUUAAUUCGGCUGAUCCAUGGAAGUGUGAGAAAUCGCAAAUUUUUAGUCAAUGAAUUUUUGAAAAUAUUGGAAAGUCAAUCAAGUUCAGCAACAUUAAAAAAUAUAAAUGCAAAAAUGAAAGAAAUAGCCACGUAUCAAAUUUGUCCCAAUAAUGAAAAUGCAAAAUUGUUUGGACGCAAAUGUUGGUUUGUAGCUCCCGAAAUUCGAGCUCAGUAUGGAUUGAGUGAGCUUCUUGCAAGCGACAACCCACAUGUGGCAAGUGUUCCAGACUCAUCGCCGAUGGCAACCCCAGAUCCAACAGUAGCUAUCACUAAAUUUACCAAAGUUCUUUCUGAAGAAGAGCGACUGAAGCAGCUUUCAGAAAUUUCAACAGAGCACAAGCAAUUGAACAGCCCCCAAAUCAUCUCAACUGCCUCACCUGCUCCCACUGGCGUUCCCCUCAUUACCAAGUUUACCAAAGUUCUGUCUGAGGAAGAGUGCCAGAGGCAACUUACCUCUCCAGCUGCUGAAAAACUGCCCAAAUCUCACGAUAAAAUUUCAAAAUCACCAUCAAUCAAGAGCUUUCUCACUUCGCCAAAGCCUGGUUCUUCCACUGCCACUGCUUCUAGUCCUGUCUCAUCAAAAUUGUCGCAGCCAGCACCAAAAGAGAAGAAACGCCUUCCACUCUUGGCCUCAGUGAAAGUAGGAGAAGAAAUUCCUGCUGCCGUGCGACCGAGCUGUGCAUCAUUGGCAAAGCCUCCAGAUACCCCUAAACAGCCGGAAAAAAAAUUGACAUCAGAACCCAUGCACAUCGACCCUGUCGAAGCCUCUCCACUUCCAUUAAAUUCUGUCCCUCCAUCUUCUAAAGGCUCAGUUGGUGCAGGGAAAAAUUCUUCAAUUCCAAGUUCCUCUGGGGUUAAAAAACGUGUUCCAUUAUUAGUUUCUGUUAAACGCGGGGAAACAAUUCCUUUGAGUGCGAGACCAAGUGCUGCAAAUUGCCUUAGCAAUGAGAAGGAAAUGAAAGAUAGUUCUAAAGCAAACUCAUCGGACGCAGGUAGUUCAAAACCUAAUGUGAUUCCAUGUGUUGAGCUUGAAUGAGUGAUUAUGAAUAGUCUGUUUAGGGUUUAGGUAGAUCGUCCUUUUCAUGCCAUUGGUGCAGCAUCGUCAGCGUUAAUUUGAUUCCUUUGGCAGAUCCAUUUUGUUUCCCUAAUUUUAGGUGUCCCAAGAAAUCUCCAGCUAUUUUCCAUAUCCAGCUUAGCCUAUAAUGAGACAAUUUACCAGGUACAAAUUGAAGCAAUGAGUUACAUCCUCUCUAUUCUAAAUUUCACUCAGUGAAAGAAGUUUACAAUGAAAAGUUUGAAUAACAUGCUUAAUGAAGGAAUUCAAGCAUGCUUCUAAUAUCAAUGAAACCGAGUGGUAUCUAACGGAGCUAUCGACAAUUAAGUCUUUUUAAGUCAUGGGAAUAGUUAUUGGACGGUCCUUUACUAAUUUUUCUCUAAAUUGUAAAAUGAAAAAAACUCCCCCAGAAUGGAGUUCUCUCAUCGAGUGCCUUAUCCUGAUGUAUCAUACUCCAUUCAGGAUUUUCAUAAAAAGCAAAGAUUUUUCUGGUAAAUUGAUCAGUAGAGAAGUUGCUCUUCUUGAAACUUUACUGUAAAAAUCUGAAAAGUUCUGGAAUUCAGAAAGUUAAUCGGAAAGCUCUCUCUGGACGAAAAUGAAGAGAAAACGAUUUCAAGAAUUAGAACAGCACAUGCAGUUUUCCUUAAAUCCUUCAUGAUGUUGUAAAGUUUUUUUUCCCCUUCUCAAAAGAUUUUUACCAACUGUAUCUUUUCUUCAAUGCACCUAGGUAUUUUCUCCUUUCACAGAAUUUCAAUGUUUUGCUCUGUAACAGAAGCGAAUCUCUUGAAUCAAACUCAGCAAAAUUAAUUGGAACAUUUGAGUACCUCUUCAUUUCAUUAAUUCCUCCGAUAAAAAACCAAUGGGACAGAAAAAAAAUUCGAAAAAAAAGAUAUUUUACUUGAAGUUUUUUUCAAUUUUACUUCUUGGUGUAAGAAGAAGAAGAGAAAGCGGCAUUUUAAAAAGAAUAUCUUUGUUGGUUCAGUUCUAAAGUUUGAAUUGGUGAAGAUUUAUGGAAUGAUUGCAAUUGAUAAUGCUGGUUUUGAUUCUGGAAGCUUCAAUUAAAAAUUUACUGUUUACUCAAGAUUAAUAGGAUUUUCAGCUUCCUUGAUCAAGGAAGCUGUGCAAGCAAAGUAAGCCCCACUUCUAACUUUCUUUAAAGAGAGUAAUACCAGUGCCUCGAUUGUUGAAUCGUUAUCAAAUGAUCUUGAUCGAUGUAUAGCGUUGUUAAGAUAGGGAAUUAUCGAUCAAGGUCAUUCCAUAAUGAUUCACCAAUCGACCUGCAUAUCUUGUGGAAGAUUUGAAUUAAAGAACUCAAUUAAAUUAUUCUGAUUGGUAAAUCUAAGACAUAAUGUAUCAAAUAGUGUCAAUGUAUGUUGAACAAUAGAUUUGUUAUCCUUCCGAAAAUAAUCUCAGUGAUCAAGCUAUGUGGUAAUAUUUAUGGGUAAAUAUGGCUUUCAUCUUAGUGUAAUUGUAGCCAUUUAGUUAAAGAUUUUUCAAUCAUGUUAAAAACUGAGCACUUUAUUGGAACUAGAGUGAAGUAAACGGGAGCUCAAAAAAUAAGUUGCUUGUCAAAAAAUUAUUGUUGGAAAAUAUUUAAAGAACAAGUUUGCACUACAAAAAAGAGAAAUUAUGGAGUAAAUUUCUUUGAAAUACUUGACCAUAAUCUACUUGCCUGCUGUCAGAGUAUCAAAUGCAUUGUCUCACUCAGCACCAUAUUUAAAUUGAAUUGGUAGUUUUUGUGACCGAAUUGGAGCACACAAGUUUAAAAUCUCAUGAAACUGUGAUUUUAAGAAGGAUCAAGCCAAGGUGUUGCAGCAAUUGUUUUUAGCCGACUUGUUGCUAACCUUUAUAUGGAUUGUUUGUAAAAUUUAUGCCACAUCGAUAACCUAAGUAAAAAAACGAAUACCUAUCCAAGAUUGCAUCUUCCUAAGUGUCUGCCUAUGUUUAAUUUUUUAAAGGGAAACCAAUCAACAGUUUCUUUUGACAUUUUUUGUAAAUUUUCUUUAAUCAAUCUAAAAAAAAAAAAAUACUACAUAAUCGCAAGGAAACAUUUCCAUUAGUUUUCCUUGAAGAAAAUGAAGCAUCCUCACAGAUUUUUCAACGUUGCAAUUAAGAUGACGCAAUACCUGUCUUUAGUCAUUGAUGCGUACCUAACUCUUGGAUACUAGCUGAUAUAAGCUGAUAUAAUGAUUAUAAGCUGAAUGUAAGCUGAUCACUUACACACUUUUUUUUUUAAGUCUAUACUUCCGGCUCUUUUUAAAGAUCAAAAGAGAUGCCUUUUUAGAGCUUUUGUAAUUUUAUUCAACCAUUUUGUAUAUAUGACUAGUUUUUAGUGAAGUAAAGUUCAUAGUAAUUUUUA